AUGAGAACAGAAUUGUUUGGAGUAACACAAAAGCCAAGUGAGUUUGAAACAUAGCAAUUGUUCACUUUAUCUGUAAUUUUGCACUUGGUUAUAUUCAGUAUCUAAAAAGUACCUAGUACAUCAACCUUAUAGAUUGUCACCUCAUCUAUAAAGUAAGAUUCCAGCUUAAUUAAUCUUCAACCUAUUAGCUGGGUCAUUUUGGUAAUACUUGUUAUUCUGACUAAUGAGCUUUAAAGAUACAAAUUACUUUGAAUUCUCUCAUCCAUUAAAAAAGUAAGCAACAACAACAUAAUACCAUUUAGUUUUGAAAAAUAUUGAAAUACAAAUUACUCAGAUAAAGAGUUGACCCUUUAACUCCUAGAAGUGAUUAACAUAUAACUUCUCCCUUUAGUAUCCAAACAUUGUCCAGUAGACAGGCGGUGAGAAUACUCAAACUUAUCAGGUCCAAGAUAUUAUCUUGAUUGAACAACAAAUUAUCACAACCAAUUUACAAGGAAAUGUGUGGGAGCUAGAGGGGAGGAUAAGCAAUCAGAUCGUGGGAGUUAAAGGGUUAAGAUGCUAGAACUUAAUGACGAAAAAAUUGUUUCGUGAAAUGUAUUUGAGAAUGAUUUUUCGCGUUUAAUUAUGGAUCAUUAUUUUGCAGUGUGUUAUACCCAGGCCAUCGGUGUAGCCAGGACUGGUACCAUUCCAGACAGCAGCUUCUAUUCCUUGUCAAACUAUAAUUCAGAAUAUGCAGCUAAAUAUGGUCGCUUAAAUGGGGCAAAGUCAUGGGCACCUAAUGGCAACAAUAAUGCUAAUGAUUACCUUCAAAUUGACCUGCUGUUUGAGUAUGUCAUCUGUGCUGUAGCUACACAGGGAAAUCCAAGGACCAAUGAGUGGACAACAAAGUACAAGUUAACAUUAUCCCUUGAUAAUGCAAGUUUUAUCACCUAUCAGGAAAACAGUACUGACAAGGUGGGUUUAGAUGCAGCCAUAAACGCAGAGGGUGUAGUACUUUCUUAG
Pocillopora meandrina is the source of this 1002-nucleotide messenger RNA. The record is from the annotation of a GenBank genome assembly. Lineage: Eukaryota; Metazoa; Cnidaria; Anthozoa; Scleractinia; Pocilloporidae.